Molecule: messenger RNA, 576 nt
Organism: Symbiodinium natans
Lineage: Eukaryota; Dinophyceae; Suessiales; Symbiodiniaceae
Source: the annotation of a GenBank genome assembly
AUGGCCGCUGAGGAUGCACAGGUGGAGGAGGCUGCAAAGAAUAUUCCAAGUAAGACACUCGCCACAGUCCACAAGCUGCUCGGAAAAGGAUCCCUGACCCUGUCCACGAGCAUCCACAAGUCCCUGGACCUGUUCGCCAAGGUUUUGGACAUGAUCGGGCAAAGCACCAUCUUCGUCUACGGGCUCUCCAGCGCCCUCUCAUUCGCGGUUCUGCGAGUGUGGCAGCCUGGGCAAGGGGACUUCAGCAGCGACGAGCUCAUGGCCGCUUCCGUAGGCGCGAAGCUCGACGAGGCGAACAUGGAUGCCUGCCGCGGCAAGACAAGAGGUGCCUCAUGCAUGUUCUUGCAGUUUGCUGGCUUUAGCAACGAGACCGUGGCUCAGGGCAUUUGCUGUGGCGGCACCUGUGGCGUCGGGCCUUGCACGGAAGGGCCUGAAGAGGAAACAGCCGAGCAAGAAUUUGCCGUGCAGAAUGUGUCUCUGGGACAACUUCGGCGCCAGUCUAAGUUCCUCUAUGGGUUCAUCAACCUUGCGCGAAAGUCCUAUGGCGGCUUCUGUAAGGACCCUGACGCUGAGUAG